Molecule: messenger RNA, 659 nt
Organism: Triplophysa rosa
Lineage: Eukaryota; Metazoa; Chordata; Actinopteri; Cypriniformes; Nemacheilidae
Gene: snrpd3l
Product: small nuclear ribonucleoprotein D3 polypeptide, like
Exons: 4
Coding region: 124-510 (128 amino acids)
Biological process (GO): spliceosomal snRNP assembly; RNA processing
Cellular component (GO): commitment complex; catalytic step 2 spliceosome; U2 snRNP
Molecular function (GO): RNA binding
Source: RefSeq, a predicted model, not a curated record
GGACUUCCGUAUUCAGCUGCAUUGUGGGAGCGGGAAAACGUCGCAAAUACUCACGUUGUUCAACGCCGCUUCUUGUAAACGCCAAGGAUUUUCUCAAAGCUGUUCUUUCAAAGCAGAUAAAAGAUGUCUAUUGGUGUCCCUAUCAAAGUUCUGCAUGAAGCCGAGGGUCACAUCGUGACCUGUGAAACAACCACGGGUGAAGUGUACAGAGGGAAACUGAUUGAAGCAGAAGAUAAUAUGAACUGCCAGAUGUCAAACAUUACAGUGACCUAUCGAGAUGGCAGAGUGUCCCAGCUCGAGCAGGUGUACAUACGCGGCAGCAAAAUACGCUUCCUGAUUCUCCCUGACAUGUUGAAAAAUGCCCCUAUGUUGAAGAGCAUGAAAAACAAAAAUCAAGCUGCAGGAGCCGGAAGAGGCAAAGCUGCUAUUCUCAAAGCUCAAGUCGCAGCAAGGGGCCGCGGACGAGGAGGACCGGGAGGAAGAGGAAAUAUUUUCCAGAAGAGACGAUAAUGUGAAUCCUGAUUUAUUGUGUAUAGGUUUUUUUUCUCAUUGAAUGUUUUUUUUUAUUUGGGUGUGUCUUAUCACAUGCUUCUUGAUGGUUUGUUUUUUUUCCUGAGGAGGUUUUGGUUUCUUAUGUAAUAAACUGAGUUGUUUACCUA